Messenger RNA from Rotaria sp. Silwood2, 399 nucleotides. Lineage: Eukaryota; Metazoa; Rotifera; Eurotatoria; Philodinida; Philodinidae. The record is from the annotation of a GenBank genome assembly.
AUGGCUGUUAACAAUAUUUUUUUAAAAUCUCCACCAAAACAAAUGAGUGAUUCGUGGAUUCUGAUUGAUGAAGAAUCAGAAUUUGUCGUUAUUGAAAAUGAACAUGAUAAAAAGCAACAACAACAAGAAUCAUCUUCAAAAUCAUCACCACAAUCAAAACGACCAUUAGAAUCAAAUAAUAAAUCAUCAAAUAUAAUUCAACCUUUAUCAGGUGUUACAAAUAAUAAACAACAUAAUAAAAAACGUAAAUGGAAGGUGCUUUAUUCAUUACCAUCAACUGGAACUGAAGGAAAUGUUAAUGCAGCUAAUCUUGAUUCUUAUGUUAUAGAUCAACAUGAACAAUUAUUUGAUAAACGUGAUUUGCAUAGUUCACAACAACGUAUUAUUAAAGUCAAGUGA